This is a messenger RNA of Magnolia sinica, 1914 nucleotides long. Its product is annotated as pectinesterase 2-like. The coding region runs from base 98 to 1660 and encodes 520 amino acids. The transcript has 2 exons. NCBI's taxonomy places the organism in Eukaryota, Viridiplantae, Streptophyta, Magnoliopsida, Magnoliales, Magnoliaceae. Gene Ontology annotation, molecular function: pectinesterase inhibitor activity; pectinesterase activity. The record is from RefSeq and is a predicted model, not a curated record. Gene Ontology annotation, biological process: cell wall modification.
CCAUUUCUCCUAUAUAAAGAACCCAAAGGUAGAGACAUAGUCCAACCAUCAAAACCUCACUAAUACUUCGUUCUAAACCCACCAAAAACCCACAUUCAUGGCGAUGCCAUUGACAAUGCUCGGGCUUUCUGUAAUCUUCCUAUCCUUUUCUCUCCUUCCUUAUCUCGCCUUAUCCAACGAUGCCCUAAAAGACUUCAAGGGAUGGUGCAGCCAAACACCAUUCCCAAAAUCUUGCGAAUAUUUCAUGGGCCAGCUGCCACCUUCUUCUCCCCCACCAAAACAAAAGUCCGAUUUCCAGAAGCUAGCUGUGCAAGUGGCACUAGACCGGGCGCUCCGUGCCGAAAACAACAACAAGUGGCUCGGCAGUAAGUGCCGCAACAAACGAGAAAAGGCAGCAUGGGCAGACUGCCUAGCCCUCUACCAGAGCACCAUACUUGAACUCAACCGCACAAUCGACCCAUCCCAGAAGUGCACCGACGUAGAUAAACAGACGUGGCUAAGCGCCGCUCUCACUAACCUCGAGACGUGCCGGACGGGUUUCGUUGAGCUGGGAGUGACUGAUUAUGUAUUGCCAUUAAUGUCAAACAAUGUAUCUGAAUUGAUCUGCAACACUCUCGCAAUUAACAAACCCCAACCUGCCGCCGAACCAAAACAUGGGGUUCCAACUUGGUUAUCGGCAGGCGACAGAAAGCUCUUGCAGGCAUCUUCAAUGAGGGCGGAUCUUGUGGUGGCACAAGAUGGGUCAGGAGAUUUUAGGACCAUUCAAGAAGCCAUUGAUGCGGCUGCAUUUAGGAGAGGAAGUGGGAGGUUUGUGAUUCGUCUGAAGGCUGGGGUUUAUAUGGAGAAUGUGGUGAUUGGAAAUAAACUGAAGAAUAUUAUGUUGGUGGGAGAUAGCAUGAGAAAUACUAUAGUCACCGGUAGUAGGAGCGUUGGAGGUGGUUCUACUACAUUCAAUUCCGCCACUGUCGCUGUCACCGGCGAAGGAUUCAUCGCCCGCGACAUAACAUUCCGCAACACAGCGGGUCCUGAGAACCAUCAGGCGGUGGCAUUACGCUCAGGUGCAGAUCUCUCCGUCUUCUACCGUUGUGGUUUUGAAGGAUAUCAGGACACCCUCUAUGUCCAUUCCAACCGCCAAUUCUACAAGGAUUGCUACAUAUAUGGCACGAUUGACUUCAUAUUCGGGAAUGCAGCUGUCGUCCUCCAGAACUGCAUGAUCUACGUGAGGCGGCCCAUGGACCGGCAAAAGAACGUUGUAACAGCCCAAGGUAGGACGGAUCCCAAUCAAAACACAGGAAUAUCGAUUCAUAAUUCAAGGGUGAUGGCUGCUCCUGACCUCAGGCCUGUACUAGGCUCGUUCCAGACGUUCCUUGGCCGACCAUGGAAGCAAUUCUCAAGAACUGUGUAUCUGAAGACCUUCCUCGAUAGCUUGGUUGAUCCAGCUGGAUGGCUGGAAUGGGAAGGUGAUUUUGCACUGGACACCUUGUACUAUGGCGAGUACAGGAACGUAGGGUCUGGAUCAUCUACGUCCAACCGAGUCAACUGGGGUGGAUACCGAGUCAUUACCAGCCGAUCUGAAGCGUCCCGAUUCACCGUCGGGAACUUUAUUGCUGGCGAUUCAUGGUUACCGUCGACCGGCGUACCGUUCCAUUCUGGCAUUUGAUUGGUUCUAGUGUGAGCCACAGGGGACACGUUUACUAAUGUGCACCACUAAGGUCGUCAAGAGUCGGCCAGUAUUAAAUGGGCUCAUUGGCGCACGUUAGUAAAACCCGUUUUGUCAAUUAUACUGCGGAGAGCCGUUUGAUUCUUUAUUUAUUUCUGUUGUUGUAAGAUCCUAUUAACUGUUAUUUCUCUCGAUCCAUGUCUUGAUAUAAAAUUCAAUGUCUGAGUCUACUUUGUAAGGAAUCCCCUCGUUUU